Molecule: messenger RNA, 231 nt
Organism: Pediculus humanus corporis (human body louse)
Lineage: Eukaryota; Metazoa; Arthropoda; Insecta; Psocodea; Pediculidae
Exons: 2
Coding region: 1-231 (76 amino acids)
Molecular function (GO): protein binding
Source: RefSeq, a predicted model, not a curated record
AUGGAUUACUUUAUACUUUUGAUAAUAUUCGUAUCGACAUGCGUCGCAGGUCCGCCAAAAUGUCGCCUUUCUGAAUUUUUAUGCGAUUCGGGUCAUUGUGUUGCUUUAGACAGAUUUUGCAAUGGAGAAAAUGAUUGCGGAGAUAAAAGCGACGAACCCAGAUAUUGCACUCACGUUUUCGGUUUUUCAUAUUCGAAUAAAAUUGACCGUUACUUAUAUAUAUAUAUUUGA